Messenger RNA from Vombatus ursinus (common wombat), 818 nucleotides. Its product is annotated as glutamine amidotransferase-like class 1 domain-containing protein 3A, mitochondrial. The record is from RefSeq and is a predicted model, not a curated record. The transcript is spliced from 4 exons. Lineage: Eukaryota; Metazoa; Chordata; Mammalia; Diprotodontia; Vombatidae. Bases 46 to 726 code for a protein of 226 amino acids.
CCGCAGCCCAACAGUCCGCACCGAGGUGACUGCAUCGCUGGCGUCAUGGCCCCGCGGAGGGUAGCCCUGGUCCUGGCUGGCUGCGGCGUGUUCGAUGGCAGCGAACUGCACGAAGCCUCCGCCGUAUUGGUUCAUCUCAGCCGUGGCGGGGCGGAGGUAAAGAUAUUUGCUCCUAACAUGGAACAGAUGCAUGUAGUUAAUCACUUGUCUGGCAGCCCAACAGAAGAGAAGAGAAAUGUGUUAGUGGAAAGUGCCAGGAUUGCACGGGGUAAUAUUCAAGAUUUGGCAGACCUGAAGGUCAGUGAGUUCGAUGCAGUUAUUUUUCCUGGUGGAUUUGGUGUAGCCAAGAACCUCUGCUCCUGGGCUGUGGAUGGAAAGGAUUGUACUGUCAAUAAUAUUGUGAAGGCUACUCUGCAGGCCUUCCAUAGUGCCAAGAAGCCCAUAGGGUUGUGCUGCAUAUCUCCUGUGCUGGCAGCCAAAGUCUUCCCAGGUUGUGAAGUUACAGUUGGCCACGAUAAAAAUGUGGAUGGAAGGUUUCCUGAUGCUGAAACGGCCACUGCUAUACAAGAACUUGGAUGCAAACAUGUUUGUAAGGAUGUGGGUGAAUCCCAUGUAGAUUCUACCAACAAAAUCAUCACCACUUGUGCUUUCAUGUGCAAGGCCCCUCUGCAUGAGAUUUUUGAUGGAAUUGGAACAAUGGUGGGAGAAGUCUUAAAACUUGCUUAACUUGUGACUAGUUUAAAUGUUUAAACAUUAAAGGUUUAAAUGUAAAACAUUUGGAUGUUCUUGACUGUUCCAAUAAAAGAGAUUCAAUCAUA